AUGGUGGUAAAACCACUGGCAUUGUUGGGUUUACUUGCAAUAAUCAACUUUGCUACGAUUGCUGUAGCCAAUUUGGAUAAAUUAAAAGUUUGCGAAAAGAUUUGUAAGGCAUCGGGCUUAAAGGCAGACGACGAGAAAUAUUGCCUGAAGCAAUGUAUUAUUAAAAUUCGCACAGCAAAUCAACCACGGGUUAUCGUGCGUGAAAUUUCUACUGGUGUAUUCAAUAUUUCAUGGAAUGGGCCUACUAUAACUUCCUCUAAUCGAUGGAAAUUUGAUAACCUUACUUAUCAUAUUUAUAUUCGUCAAGUUUCUGGACAUGAAUUUAAGGAACAUGAAGCUACUCUGUGGGUAGAAACAGCUACAAAUACAACGAAGUGGAUGACUGCAAAGGGUGCCAGACCUGGAAUCUGGUACCAAUUUAAAGUCACUGCAACAAUUUAUGAAGCUAAUAGAGAGAGCAAAAUAUGGGAAGCCAUUAGUACACCCAUGAUCACCAGAGCAGUUGGUAAAUCUCCAGAAAAACCGACGAAAAUAUCUGCAAGACAAUAUAGGAAAGCCAAUACUACUUUGAGCAACGUUGAAGUUACAUUUCACAGACCUAGAUCAUCAGAUUAUCAAAUUAUUACAUAUCGGCUGCGCCUUCGAUGCAUGCCAAGAAUUAUUGAUGUUAAUAAAGUACUACUUAUCCAGGAACACAGAAAGAAAAUCAAAGCCAAAUUGUCUUCCGAUCCUCAUAUUGCCCUUUUCAAAAAUUUGCCAAUAGGCUCAGUUUGCCAAGCAAAAAUACAAAGUAUUGCUGCUUGGGGAAGUAAGCGAUUUAAGAGUAAAGUGGCUAAAUUUUGCUUCUUCAUAUGGCCUCAUGGUACAAACAAAUCACAUGAAAAGAUUCGCCUACACAAUCUUUGUCAUACCAAAGUCAAAGCAAGCGCGCCUGUAAUUCUAUCAAACACAAUUUAUCCUAUGAGAUACGGCAAUUACAGUUUAUCGUUAGUUUGGAUGGCUCCUGAGAACUCUGAACGAAUUCAUAUUUAUUCCUAUCACGUACGAUGGACUGUUAUACCCAAGAAUGCUAAUUAUCAUAGCAAAAAUUACUAUAAUAAUUCUGCUUUUGUGGAAAGUCAUGAUAUUGCACUUCGUCGGCAUAUAUAUGAUGAUGUAAGUAAUUUCUAUGGUUAUAAUGAUGGCGUAACUACCAAAUUUAUCGUCAUUUUCAGCAGAUAG
Molecule: messenger RNA, 1221 nt
Organism: Trichoplax adhaerens
Lineage: Eukaryota; Metazoa; Placozoa; Uniplacotomia; Trichoplacea; Trichoplacidae
Exons: 8
Coding region: 1-1221 (406 amino acids)
Molecular function (GO): protein binding
Source: RefSeq, a predicted model, not a curated record